AUGAGCGAAGAUAUGGAAGAGCUGGAGAUGACCGAAGAGAAAGACUGGACUGAACUGGAGCCAAACUAUGCGCUAAAAGUUUUUCUGACUAUUUUAUACAGCCUCAUUCUGGUCACUGGCAUCGUGGGCAACUCCAUAACAAUUCGAGUCACGCAAGUAUUGAAGCAAAACGGUUACUUGCAGAAAAACGUCACGGACCACAUGGUUAGCCUAGCAUGCUCCGACUUGCUAGUCUUGCUAAUCGGAAUGCCGGUGGAGUUGUACAGCGCCAUUUGGUUUCCGUUUUCCUCCGCUUCCGGGAAUGCUUCGUGCAAAAUCUACAACUUCCUCUUCGAAGCCUGCAGCUACGCCACCAUCUUGAACGUGGCUACGCUUAGCUUCGAGCGCUACGUCGCUAUCUGUCAUCCGUUCAAGUUUAAGAUGCUAGGCGGGAAGAGGACGUCCGGGUUGAUUACGUUUGCCUGGUUGGUGUCCGUGCUAGUAGCUUUGCCGCUACUGGUGGCGACGGGAACGCAAGGGCAUAUUCCGAUUCGCCAAGACACGCCGGUGCAGAAUUUGACGUUUUGCACCAACCUGAGGGACCGAUGGAUGAUGUUUCGCGUUAGCAUCUUCAUAGCGUUUUUGGUUUACAUGAUCGUGCUGGUCUGCGUGGCGUUCAUGUGUCGAGCCAUGAUCCUGGUUUUGAGAAGACAGAUGAGUUCUUCCGACAAAGACGCUAACGGGGGCCACGCAAUGUCGAAGCACGAAAGUCCCAAACUGAAAAUGGCCCGCAAGCAGACUAUCAUUUUUCUCGGUCUGAUUGUGGGCUCUCUCAUGGUGUGCUGGCUCCCAAACCAGAUCCGUCGUCUGAUGAUGGCAGCCGUGCCCAAGUCUCGCUGGACCGUGCCGUACUUCCACAGCUACAUUACUCUCCACCCCAUCGCCGACACCUUCUUCUACCUCAGUUCCGUCAUCAACCCCUUCCUCUACACCAUCUCCUCGCGGCAGUUCAGAGAGGUGUUUUUCCAGGUGUUGAAAUGCCGCUUGACGAUCCAACACGUGAACAAACGCACGGUGCCGAGUUCGCGAGCAGCUUCCGGCCGAUCCAUACAACCCCUGAUCUUUAAAUCGUUGCGGAGAAACAAAGGGAAUGCGUCCACUGUGGGGAAAGAAGACCCUCCUCCUCCUCCGACUUUUACCACGUUUGAACAACAAAGUGACUCAGGGAUCGGCUCGGAAUCGCCCCAGACGCUAACUCUGAUCGAAGAGACUGAGGAGCAUGAGAAAACUGCACUGCCGGAGUCUGAGAUCUGA
Messenger RNA from Knipowitschia caucasica, 1293 nucleotides. Lineage: Eukaryota; Metazoa; Chordata; Actinopteri; Gobiiformes; Gobiidae. The record is from the annotation of a GenBank genome assembly.